Cottoperca gobio is the source of this 1444-nucleotide messenger RNA. It is a transcript of the gene olig1, whose product is annotated as oligodendrocyte transcription factor 1. The coding region runs from base 285 to 1052 and encodes 255 amino acids. The record is from RefSeq and is a predicted model, not a curated record. Gene Ontology annotation, cellular component: nucleus. The transcript has a single exon. Gene Ontology annotation, biological process: axon development; positive regulation of transcription by RNA polymerase II; sensory organ development. Gene Ontology annotation, molecular function: DNA-binding transcription factor activity, RNA polymerase II-specific; E-box binding; protein dimerization activity. Lineage: Eukaryota; Metazoa; Chordata; Actinopteri; Perciformes; Bovichtidae.
CUGAGCUGCCACUUUAGAAAGCUCUCAUUCUCUCACUUGUGCAGCCAGAAACCUCUGAAGCCAAAAGUAAAAACGUUUGGUGACUCGUUAUUGUUCUGGAUGGCAGCUGUUUUCUGCAAGCAAAGGGGAGAUCAACAGGUGGAGGGAAUAAAGGUUAGAUUUUUGCAUUUUGUGGAUUUUCUUUAAAGUAUUUUUGCUUUGCCUAUUUUUGGUUUAUCUCUCAAAUAUUUUUUAAGAAGACUACACUGAACUACAACUGACAAUAGCACACCUCUGAGCAGGCUAUGAAUGUGCUGUCAAACCCAGUGAUCAGGGCGCAGGAGCAGUCUCUUCCUCUCUGUGGCCCCGGGUCUGUCCAGGACUUACCCCACUGCCCUCCUGGGUUCAACCUGAGCUCCCGCCUAAAUCCUUCGCCCAUGCUUGGCCUCCAGAGUGGCCAAAGACCAACCAAACCUCAGAGGGAGCUGAGCCCCGAGGAGCAGCAGGAGCUCAGGAGGAAGAUCAAUAGCAGGGAGAGGAAACGGAUGCAGGACUUGAACAUUGCCAUGGACGCCCUGAGGGAGGUCAUGGUGCCUUACGCCUCCUCGCCAUCUCCUGCCUCCUCCUCUCAGUCCCACCAGCCCGGAGCUCCUCCAGGCCGCAGGCUCUCCAAGAUCUCCACCCUGGUUCUGGCCAGGAACUACAUCCUCCUCCUCGGUUCGUCUCUGCAGGAGAUGCGACGGUUGCUGGGGGAGGUAAGUGUCGGGAUGGGGAUGAACACAGGACCGGUCCCCCGGCUGCUGCUUGCUGGUGGGUGGCCCCUCAUCUCUGGCCCCAGUCAGCUCCUCCUCACCCAGGAGUCCCUCCUCACCUCAGCAGCCUCCUCCUCUUCCUCCAGUUCAUCGUCCUCUGCUGCUAAAUGUCCCCUGUUGUCCCCGGGCCCCAUGGAGACCUCGCUGGCUCCUGUGCAGUGGAGCUCUACGGGGGCCUCCGGAGGGCCCCUGUGCCCCUGUGGAGUCUGCAGACUGCCCAGAUUUAGCCACUCUACUCCGGUUCCAAGAUUCCCAAAGUGACGUUGAAGUUUAAGAACGGACUUGAUGACUGACAUUUUUUAUAUAUAUAUAUGAAUUGCUAUUUUUCUAACAUCUUGUACAUGUUUUUAAUAAUUUACUGCAAUAACUCAAAAUUAUCUUUGAGCUUUUUAAACCUAACGGAUCCAUUCUGUAUCUGUAUUUGGUAAGCCAGUUUCUUUAUGAUGUAAAUAUAAUAAUCCCCUUUUGGUUUCAGAGAUAGGUUACAUUUUAUUACAUUUUAUUACAUUUUAUUACAUUUUAUUACAUUUCAUAAACAGAGAUAGAACUGACUACUUGUUCAUGAUUGUGUGUGUGGUGCGUUUGAAGCUUGUUGGGUGAAAGAUGGUCACAAUAUUAGGGGCCCACAGCUGGAGGGGGCCCCAAUCAAGAAC